AUGCAGAAUGGUCAUCCGAUUGCAUAUGUCAGCCGAACACUAUCUGAGACAGAAACAAGAUAUGCUCAGAUAGAGAAGGAAAUGUUGGCCAUCGUUUAUGCGGUUGAGAAAUUUAACAACUACACGUUUGGCAGAAAAGUUACCGUCUACAGUGAUCAUAAACCUCUAGAAAGUAUUUUGAAGAAACCUCUUCACCGAGCGCCCAAGAGACUGCGGGGUAUGAUGAUCCGUCUCCAGAAGUAUGACAUCGAAGUGAAAUAUGAGAAAGGAAACAACAUGUUCUUUGCCAAUACGUUGGCCACAGCGAGCAUUCCCGAUGAUGGGAAAAGUGGUCCAGAGUUUGAGACUAUCAACAUGAUGAAGUACCUGCCAAUUUCCGACGAACGAUUAAAGGAAAUACAACGAGAAACAAAAAGCGAUGAGUCCCUCCAAGUCUUGACGACAGUGAUUCGGCAAGGGUGGCCAGAGCAAAAAGAAGAUCUGCCAAAUGUUGUGACACCCUACUUCAACAUCCGAGACGAGAUGUCGAUCCAAGAUGGUCUGGUGUUUAGAGGAGAAAGAGUGGUUAUCCCGCAAGCAAUGAGAAGCAAGAUGCUGGGAAAAGUCCACAACUCCCACCUGGGAGUAAAUGGGUGCCUCAAUCGAGCUCGAGAGUGCCUUUACUGGCCCGGCAUGUCCAACAAUAUCAAGAAUCAUGUGUCAACCUGCGAAGCCUGUCUUGAGUAUGAGAGAAGUCAGCCAAAGAAAACUUUAUGUAGUCAUGAAGUGCCAAGUCGACCCUGGCAACGUGUAGGAAUAGACUUAUUUGAACUAGAGAGAAAACACUAUCUAGUUACCGCUGACUAUUUUAGUGAUUUCUUUGAGCUGGAUCACUUGAAGAAUAUUUCCUCAGUACACGUCAUUAGGAAAAUCAAGAGUCAUUUCGCGAGACACGGCAUACCCGAGCAGGUGAUAACGGACAAUGGCCCGCAGUUCGUGGCACACGAUUUCCAGAUAUUUACUAAGGAAUGGGACUUCGAGCACAUCACCUGUAGUCCAUACCACAGUCAAGCAAAUGGUAAAGCCGAAAGUGCUGUAAAAGAAGCUAAGAAAAUCCUAAGAAAGUCGAAGAAAGCAAAGUCAGACGCGUUUUUGGUGGUUCUUGACCAUCGAAAUACUCCCUCCGCGAGCAUGAAGAGCAGUCCAGCCCAGCGUCUGCUGAAUAGGCGGGCGAGAACCUUGUUGCCAACAACAGCGAAGCUGCUGCAACCACAAUCCAUUGACAGCAGUACCACGGUAGAGAAACUAGCGGAACGGAAAAGACAACAAGCCAAGUAUUACAACAGGGGAGCUGUCGAAUUGAACCCUUUGGAUGAAGAAGAUGUGGUUAGGAUAAAACCGUUUCGUUUGGGAAGAAAAGAGUGGGAGAAAAGUGUGGUGCAAAAACGUCUAGAUCAGAGAUCGUAUGAGAUAGAGACGCCACAUGCUAUACUGAGAAGGAAUAGAGUGCAACUAAGAAAAACCAAUGAAGCAUCUCCAGACAUCGAGCAGAGAUCAGCCAUGGAUAACUCAAUACCGCUAGACAUGGGCGGCUCUGGAGAACAAAUGAGCCCUUCUAAAGAAAUGGGCACUACUGAAGCAAGAACAGAAAUGACAUAUUUACCUGCUGCAGAAGAUAACGGUGCUGUACGAAGAUCUGGAAGAGCACGGAAACCUCCGAGCUACCUAAAGGACUUUGUACUGAAAUAG
Messenger RNA from Paramuricea clavata, 1728 nucleotides. NCBI's taxonomy places the organism in Eukaryota, Metazoa, Cnidaria, Anthozoa, Malacalcyonacea, Plexauridae. The record is from the annotation of a GenBank genome assembly.